CGACGCGCUGCGCCUGCGCGGCGCUCACGUUUGAGCCUGCGCUGUGCCUCGGGGUGCGCGCGUGCCUCAGAACGGGCUGUCGGGCGCGAGCUCUAGCUGUUUGUUUCCAUCCUGAGAUGACCACACUAUUUUCCCAACCUCUGCCAGGCCCCUAGAGGUGGACGCCAGAAAUGGACCUUGUGAGACUUGCCCGCCUCUUCUCUGCCCCCUGCACCAGGGCACUGCUGGCUGUGUGGCAGCUUCACCCCAUCAGAGCACGAUGGAGGAGAGGGGAGGGGCCUGCAGGGCUGUGCCAGCCAGUGCCCACAGCCCACAGCAGCACCAUCUCUCAGCUGCCUGUGGCCCCAGAGAGCAAGAGGAACACAGACCCGGGGCAACCCAGCACCACGGCCACAGAGGAGGAGGAGGAAGAGGAGGAGAGCUUCGGGACCCUCUCUGACAGAUACUCCUCCCGAAGAUUGUUCCGCAAAUCCUCAGCCCACUUCUAUAACUUGCGGCUCCAAGAACAGGGUGCUGAAGAUGAAGAGGAAAGCGAGCCAGAGUCUCAAGCGUGGCGGGGCCGGCGGAACACCCCUCAUUGGUACUUCUUCCGGUGUAAGCAGCUGAUCAAGGAGGGGAAGCUGGCCGAGGCCCUGGACCUGUUUGAGGGGCAGAUGCUGAAGGAAGAGCGACUCCAGCCCCUCGAGUGUAACUACACGGUGCUGAUCGGUGGCUGCGGACGGGCUGGCUACCUAAGGAAGGCCUUCCGGCUGUACAACGAUAUGAAGAAGCGAGACCUGGAGCCAUCAGACGCCACGUACACGGCCCUGUUCAAUGUCUGUGCUGAGUCGCCCUGGAAGGACUCGGCUCUCCAGAGUGCCCUGAAGCUCCGGCAGCAGCUCCGCGCCCGCAACUUCCAGCUCAACCUGAAGACCUACCACGCGCUGCUGAAGGCGGCUGCCCUGUGUGCGGACCUGCGGCUGUGUCUUGAGGUGUUCAAGGAGAUCGUCCACAAGGGACAUGCAGUCACAGAGGAGACGUUCUGCUUCCUGCUCAUGGGCUGCAUCCAGGACAAGGAGACGGGCUUCCGCAGAGCCCUGCAGGUGUGGAGGCAGAUGCUGAGUUUGGGGUUCAAGCCAAGUCGGCACAGCUACAACCUGCUGCUUGGGGCCGCUCGGGACUGUGGCCUAGGGGACUGCACGGUGGCGGCAGCGCUGCUGCUGAGGCCCCAGCAGGAGAUGAGUUUACCGCAGCUCCCAGCAGGGCCUCGGGGGGCGAGGAGAGCCCCAGCCAGGGCUGCCGAAGGCCUGGUCACCAGAGUGCAUGUGGAGGCCCUGGAGAAGCAGCUGUUUCUGGAACCAUCUCAGGUUCUUGGGGCAGCUCCUGAGGUCCCUGCAAGUAGAGCCCCCAGCGAGUCCAGGCCCACUGUGGGAGCCCAGACAGUGCCCCAGUGUUCUGGGGCCCUGGAGCCAGCACCCCCGGGUCUGGACACCAACCUCCUGCGCCUCCAGGCCAUGCCCCCCGCUGUGGUCUCCUUUGGCACAGUGGCCACCCGGGAGGACAGACUGGCCUUGAUGGGGGGCCUGGAGGGGUUCCUGGGCCACAUGGAGGAGCAUGGGCUGCAGCCCGACAUCAAGACUCUCACACUGCUGGCUGAGGUGGUGGCACCCGGGAGCCCCGCAGAGGCCUCGCUGCUGACCAUGCUGGACACGUGUGCGCUGGAGGCUGAUCUCACCUUCUUCAACACACUGAUAAGGAGGAGGAGCAGGUCGGGCGACCUGGAAGGGGCAAAGGCGCUGCUGCCAGCCUUGGCCAAGAGAGGCCUCGUCCCCGACCUGCGAACAUUCUGCAGCCUGGCCAUUGGGUGCCACCGGCCAGCAGAUGGGCUGCAGCUGCUUUCGGACAUGAAGAAGUCCCAGCUGAGCCCCAACACCCAUGUCUACAGCGCCCUCAUCAAUGUGGCCGUCAAGAAGCUGGACUAUGCCUACCUCAUCGACAUCCUCAGGGACAUGAGGCACAGCCAGGUCCCAGUGAACGAGGUGGUCAUCCGCCAGCUCGAGUUUGCCGCCCAGUACCCGCCGACCUUCGACCGGUACAAGGGGAAAAACACCUACCUGGAGAAGAUCGAUGGCUUCCGAGCUUACUAUAAGCGGUGGUUGAAAGUGAUGCCAGCCGAGGAGACCCCCCACCCCUGGCAGAAGUUCCGGAGCAAGAGCAGAGAGGCCCAAGACACCCUCACCUCGGCUGAUGUGAACACAGGGUACGGGGGCAGGUAAGGGGCCGUGGGGCCCCUUUAACACUGAAGAAACUGGGCUGGGCCCAGUCUGGGGUGUGGUGCUUACUUGGACAC
Sorex araneus (European shrew) is the source of this 2329-nucleotide messenger RNA. It is a transcript of the gene PTCD1, whose product is annotated as pentatricopeptide repeat domain 1. Gene Ontology annotation, cellular component: mitochondrial matrix. The transcript has 9 exons. Gene Ontology annotation, biological process: tRNA 3'-end processing. The record is from RefSeq and is a predicted model, not a curated record. Gene Ontology annotation, molecular function: protein binding; tRNA binding. Lineage: Eukaryota; Metazoa; Chordata; Mammalia; Eulipotyphla; Soricidae. Bases 171 to 2255 code for a protein of 694 amino acids.